AUGCCAGUUACAACACGUGCUGCUGCUUUGAAAUCUGGAACUAAGAAGGAUAAUAUGGCUUCAGCUAGAGUUUCCAUUAAGAAAAAAGGACGAUCACGGUCACGGAAACAACAACAAACAAAAACGCAGGAAGAUCCACUGCCGACGACUCUUGUUGCGUCUGAAGUACGUCCUGUCGUGGAGCAACAAUCAACAGAUCAAAUGGUUCUUCAUCUUGACGACGACAACAGCAAGAAGAAUGAUGAGAUGGAUAUAUCGAUCGAAAGUCUAUUUUCCGAUCAAGAAACCAUGUCGUCAACAACAAAUGAAGAAAAGGAUCCUCAAACAAAUUCAACAACAUCAUCAGUGCCAAUUGGAACGACAACAUCGGAAACUGGAGCAACCGCUGUACCAAUUGUAUCAAGGGUGUCACUGGAUAGCGAUGAUGAUGAUGCCACCAGUAAACCGGUUGUUGGUGGCGAAAUUACAUAUGGUACAUCGACGCGAGGUGGUGAAAUGAUCUAUAUGAAUAUACAUGUUACAGAACUACGAAUGGUUUCGCAUACCGCAUUAAAAACCUGUGGAUGGUUUUUGCUACCAAUUGCCGAACCUUCUCGACGCUACGGAACUUAA
Molecule: messenger RNA, 612 nt
Organism: Adineta ricciae
Lineage: Eukaryota; Metazoa; Rotifera; Eurotatoria; Adinetida; Adinetidae
Source: the annotation of a GenBank genome assembly